AUGGCAGAAGAGCGGGAAGUGAUCAUCAUUGAGCGAUACUGCCCACCCGGGGUAAAAAGCAUCAUCGCUGCCGGAGGUAGCUCUUUCAUUGGAGAAGUCGACGAUUACACCGUAUUCAAAUAUCCCCUUCGAGCAGGUGACGAGUUGACUCUCAACCGACUGGACACGGAGAGACAACUACUCGAUGUCGUUGGACCCCACGAGCGCAUCAUCCAACUGAAGGGUUUUUCCGAAACGGGCCUCUACCUAGAGCGCGCCGUGAACGGCUCUGUGGCCCAGCAUCUCGAAUCUGCGAACCCGCCCCCGAUGCAACGACGACUGUCUUGGUGCCGCGAAGCUGUCGAGGCGGUGGCCUGGGUUCACACGAAGGGGGUCUUCCACUGCGAUAUCAACCCAAGAAACCUACUGCUCGACAGCGACUUUCACGUCAAGCUAGCCGACUUUCAAGGGCAGCAGCUAUCGCCGGACGGGUCGGGGACGGUGCUGCUCGACGGCUGCAGUAGCGAGUCCACCCGGUUCUUCUGCCCCCGGGAGGACGAGUUCAACGGGGACGUCAGGACGGAGCUCUUCGCGCUGGGAUGCACGAUUUACCAUAUUAUCAUGGGCCACCCUGUCUACCCUGACAUUGUGGAUGGGGAAGAUGGAUGGCACGAAAAAGUUCAAAGCAGGUUCAGGGACAAAAAAUUUCCAAGCGACUUGCCCAUCUGCUCUGAAAUAGCCUGGAAGUGCUGGCUGGGUGAAUACGGCUCUGCGGACGAACUCUUGUUGGACAUGGUGGCUGUUGAACCUGCUUGUACCGAGGCAUAG
Molecule: messenger RNA, 807 nt
Organism: Colletotrichum higginsianum IMI 349063
Lineage: Eukaryota; Fungi; Ascomycota; Sordariomycetes; Glomerellales; Glomerellaceae
Product: Serine threonine protein kinase
Exons: 1
Coding region: 1-807 (268 amino acids)
Biological process (GO): protein phosphorylation; mitotic DNA damage checkpoint signaling
Cellular component (GO): nucleus
Molecular function (GO): ATP binding; protein serine/threonine kinase activity
Source: RefSeq, a predicted model, not a curated record